Molecule: messenger RNA, 198 nt
Organism: Rangifer tarandus platyrhynchus (Svalbard reindeer)
Lineage: Eukaryota; Metazoa; Chordata; Mammalia; Artiodactyla; Cervidae
Source: the annotation of a GenBank genome assembly
AUGGUGGCCAAACAGCGGAUCCGGAUGGCCAACGAGAAGCACAGCAAAAACAUCACCCAGAGGGGGAACGUAGCCAAAACCCUGAGGCCACAAGAAGAGAAGUAUCCUGUGGGACCAUGGCUGUUGGCACUGUUCGUUUUUGUUGUCUGCGGCUCAGCUAUCUUCCAGAUCAUUCAGAGCAUCAGAAUGGGCAUGUGA